Messenger RNA from Anopheles coustani, 2004 nucleotides. Its product is annotated as acyl-CoA synthetase short-chain family member 3, mitochondrial. Lineage: Eukaryota; Metazoa; Arthropoda; Insecta; Diptera; Culicidae. The coding region runs from base 1 to 2004 and encodes 667 amino acids. The record is from RefSeq and is a predicted model, not a curated record. The transcript has 8 exons.
AUGGACCAACAACCGGUGCCGUCGAAUAGUGCCGCGAAGGUGUCCGUGUGUACCAACCAUUCGGAUGUGCACAGUCCGCUCUACAUGGAAGCUUACUGCCAGUCGCUUGAACAGCCGGAAUCAUUUUGGGGCGAUCUGGCCGAACAGUUGAUUGAUUGGGAUAAACCAUUCGAGAAAGUGCUUGACAACAGCGAAAGCCCGUUUACGAAGUGGUAUCUCGGAGGAAAACUAAACGCCUGUUACAAUGCGGUGGACCGGCAUGUACUGGACAAGAAGGGCAGCAAGGUGGCGCUUAUUCACGACAGUCCGACCACCAACACCGUACGGCAUGUAACGUACAACGAGUUGUACGACAAGGUGUCCCGUCUUGCGGGUGGCUUGCGGAAGCUGGGCGUGCAGAAGGGUGACCGCGUGGUGAUCUACAUGCCUCUCAUUCCUGAGGCCAUCAUUGCUAUGCUAGCAACGGCCCGACUGGGUGCCGUGCAUUCUGUGGUUUUCGGAGGGUUUGCCGCUAGUGAACUAUGCACCCGUAUAGAGCACGCCGAACCGAAGGUCAUCAUUGCGGCCAACUGCGGUGUGGAACCGCACAAGAUCAUCUACUACCUGGACAUCUUGCACGAGGCGGUCGCAAUCUCACGUUGGAAGCCGCUGAAGAACAUCAUCUACCGGCGCUCGAACAUUUUAAUGUCGGAUCUAGACGAUGCCUGCGAUGUGUCUUGGGAGAGUGCCCUCGACAGCCCGGUCGACUGCGUGCCAGUCGAUGCCAACGAUCCGCUGUACAUUCUGUACACAUCCGGAACAACAGAUAAACCCAAGGGCAUACAGCGACCGAUCGGUGGCCACCUGGUGACGCUCAUGUACACCAUGAAUACGAUCUACGGCCUCCAGCCGGACGACGUCUGGUGGAACGCGUCCGAUCUGGGCUGGGUAGUCGGUCACUCGUACAUCUGCUACGGACCACUGCUGUAUGGCGCCACCAGCGUCAUGUACGAGGGGAAGCCAGACCGAACGCCCGAUCCAGGCCAAUACUUCCGCAUCAUCGACCAGCACAAGGUUUCGGCCGUGUUCUCCGUGCCGACCGCUUUCCGCGUAAUCCGGCGGGUCGAUCCGGAUGUCACCUUCGGGCGGAAGUACAGCCUCAAGUCGCUGCGGGCGAUCUUCAUCGCAGGCGAACACUGCGAUCUGGAAACAAUGAAAUGGAUGCGCAACACCUUCAAAGUACCUGUGCUAAACCAAUGGUGGCAAACGGAAACCGGUUCCGCCAUUACGGCGACGUGUGUCGGGUUCGCACAGAACCUACAGACGCCCCCGUUCACGACGGGACUUCCGUUCUGCGGAUACGACAUCUAUGUGCUGGACAAGAACGGCCACGAGGCGAAACCGAACGAGCUGGGUCGCAUCGUGGUGAAGCUUCCGUUGCCACCGGGGAAUAUGGCCACACUGUACCGAAGCGAUGAGCUGUUCCGCAAGACGUACUUCCAACGGUUUCCGGGUUACUACGACACGAUGGAUGCCGGGUACAAGGACGAAAACGGGUACAUAUUUGUGACGGCCCGCGACGACGAUGUGAUCAACGUGGCCGGACACCGCAUCAGCACGUCCAGCCUGGAGGACGCGAUCCUGCGGCACCCGGAUGUGGCUGAUGCGGCCGUGUUCGGUGUACCCGAGCCGACCAAGGGCCAGAUUCCGCUCUGCCUGUACGUGACGAAGCCGAACGUCUCGAAGCCGGCGGCCAAGAUGUCCGUCGAGCUGAUCAACAUCAUCCGCGAGGUGAUCGGACCGAUCGCAGCCUUCAAACUAGCCGCCCAAGUACAAAGCCUGCCUCGAACUAGAUCCGGAAAAACGUUGCGCAAAGCCAUGGCAGAUCUGGCGGCGAACAAGCACAUCACCCUGCCAGCGACGGUGGAGGAUCCGCAGGUGUUCGGUGACGUCUUGCGAGCGCUCCGCGAGCUCGGCUACGCUAUGGCCGCACCGGAUCCGGAGCUACGACAAACCGUGCGAUAG